AUGGUUUAUGUCACUCGAAACCCCAAGGAUACCCUCAUAUCAUUCUGGCAAUUUGUGUUGAAGUCUACGAGUUAUGAAGACCCAUGGCUUUUGGAGGUGGCUGCGAAGAAGUUUCAACUUAAAGAUGAGCCCAAGACUCAUGUGAAGAGAUUAGCAGAGUUCUUGGCGUGUCCCUUCAAUGGUGAUGGCGAGGAAGAGGUCUUGGAUGAGAUAGUGGGAAGCUGUAGCUUUGAGAAACUGAGCAACUAUGAGGUUCAAGUCCAGAAAGGAGAUGUUGGGGAUCAUAGGAAUUACUUGAACAAUGAAAUGGUGGAACGCAUUGACACAAUUACUAGGGAGAAAUUUCAUGGUUCAGGUUUCAUGUAUGGUAGUUAG
This is a messenger RNA of Dovyalis caffra, 375 nucleotides long. Lineage: Eukaryota; Viridiplantae; Streptophyta; Magnoliopsida; Malpighiales; Salicaceae. The record is from the annotation of a GenBank genome assembly.